AUGGCUCUGCUCCAGCAUCCCCGGCUUCCGCUGCUGAUCGCCUUCUUUGUGCUGCUCCUCGUCGCGGACCGCGUCCACGGCCGCGCCUCCCCGAUCUCGGACCUGAAGUCGAAAAUCUCCGGGGUGGAGGAGCUCCUGGAGGAGUUCCGCAAGCAGCUCCAGCAGGACCAGGCGUACCGGGCGGGGGCCGCCCGCGCGGACGCCUGCGUGGGCGACUUCGACCCGGCCGUGGAGAGCAUCAUCCGCACCCGGGCCUCCAUCGAGCAGGGGGCCGCCUUCCUGCUGGCCCCCGGCCGCGUGCACAGCCGGCAGGACUGCGUGCACGCGUGCUGCGCGCAGCCCCACUGCACCGUGGCCGUGGUGCAGCAGCAGGAGCAGGAGCAGGAGGAGGAGGACCCGGGCCAGGCCGGGGCCAGCCUCGGCUGUUACCUCUUCAACUGCACCUACAGGGGCAGGAACAUCUGCUCCUUCGCCCCGCAGCCGGGCUUCACCACCUACAGCCGGACCCCCAACACCACCCGGGGUCACCCGGCCGGGUCAGCCGGGAGACCCGCCGAGGAGCCUCCAGAUGGGGGGGAAACACAAGAGGUGGACGAACCCCCGCGCAGCGACGCCGGUCAGGACGUGGUCAUCCAGCUGCCGACCGACUGGGCCGUGCUGGACGGCCGGGACAGUCUGGACGACCAGGGCAUCAGCCACUACGAGUGGACUCUGGUUAGAGGGGAAACAGCCAUCAACAUGAAGGCGACUCACCCAGGGCUGCUGAAGGUCAGCGGCCUGCAGGAGGGCGUCUACACCUUUCAGAUGACGGUCACCGACACGGCUGGACAGAAGAGCUCAGACAACGUUUCCAUCACAGUUCUGCCCCCCAAACACCAGGCAGAAGUGUGCACCGGUCACUGCUCCAACUACCAGUUCAAGUGUGACGACGGCUGCUGCAUCGACAUCUCCUACGCCUGCGAUGGGACGCAGCACUGUCCAGACCGCUCCGACGAAGACUUCUGCACCAACUUUGACAGCGACCGAAAGUCAGUGAGCCACCCCUCCGGUCCUCAGAGGGCCGGAGACCAGGACGGGCAGUCUGAGGAUGCCUCCGCGGUCCCAGCCGGAUCCAGAAAAACCACCGUAGCGUCACAGGACAGGAGCAAGGCUCCCCCUCAGAGUCCCGGUCAGCAGGAGGCUCCAGCCGGUCAGGCUCCGUGUGCAUCUGCUCCAGUCGUGGGGCCGUGCAAAGGCACCUUCCCGAGGUGGUACUAUGACCAGCAGGCGGGGGUCUGCAAACACUUCCUGUACGGUGGCUGCCAGGGAAACCAUAACAACUUCCUGCAGGAAUCUGACUGUGUCAGCGAAUGUAUACAGAACAGUCCAGCUUUCAGACCCGCAAGUGUAGCUCCCUCAGUUACAGAGCAGACCAAACCAGCUGAUCCAAAAGUCUCCCAAAGCCAAACAAAGACCAACAACCCCAUCUCCAAACCCUUUCCAGCAAUGGGAGGACACCCAGUCCCAGAGUCAGGUGCAAUCCUCCCUCUGGCACUCGGCCUGCUCAUCACGGCUCUGCUGCUGCUUAUGAUUGGCUGUCGCCUCAAGCUUGUGCGCCACAAAAUGAAGAAAGCGCGACCCCUCACCACAGAGGAGUCGGAUUACCUCAUCAACGGCAUGUACCUGUAGCCGGUCGGCCGGGCAGAGAGGCCAGAAAACAACGCUGACCUCACCGAGGUCAGGUCCGGAUGCUUUGAAUUUGCACUUCCAGCUCAGCAACUCGAACCUGUCUUUAUUUACGGUUGCAAACCACCAACGAUCUGCUGUUAUUAACGUCAGAAUUCCGCUUCCCUCAGCCUCUGAUGCAUAUCCAGACAGUCAUGUUUGUGUUGUUGUUGUAUCAUUGUUCCUUAAUGAACACUAACACAUAAAGAAAAAGACUUUCAUUCCUUCUGGUAAGAUUCAAAAGUCCCCGACACUCUGCUUAUGAGGCGUUUGUGUGCUGCUGUUUCAGCCACUGAGUGUCACCGAUGUGCUAAAUUUGUGUUGCAUGUUUUACUUCUGUUCAACCGAAAGAACAUAUAAAGAGCAGUGGUGCCUGUUAACAACAUACAACAUAUUCUCUCUGAAUUUAGUCUGAAUCAUAUAAGCCAUACAAAAGAUUUAUCAUCUUUUAAAUGAAUAUUUUCCUUUACUUAGCAAGCAAAAGUAGUAUGCAAAUUGUAUAGAUGUAUCCCCUCAGAGUUCUGUCUUUUAAGUGAUAUUAGUUUAUUAAAGAAUGAAAUAGAAAUCAUUUUGGGGUAUGCUGGCAAUGAAUGUAUAUAUUUUCUCACUUUUAAGUUACAACCGAGGCUCUGAGGUCAUGAGCUGACAGCCGUCGAAUUAUAUGGAUAUGAUUUUAACCUGAACGCAGGUUUUCAAUCAUGGCUGAUAAAUCCUAUGCUAUCUCUUAGUUUGACUUCCUUUAAAGGGAGAACAGCUGUAAAAUAUUUAAAUGUUUAUACAUAUUACUACUGAUCUAUACUGCUGUGUGGUAGUUGUACAAUUAAAGUCCCAAAUACUGUAUGAUUUCAAAUUACAACAUUUUACAAAUCAUUUCUGAAUACCCGACAUUUCUGCCUGUUAAUAUAUUUAAGUUGUAGCCUGUACACAAAAAUACAAUAAAAGGCAGACAAAAACAUAAGCAUUGCUUUAUUCUUAUACGCCAUUCCAGUUAUUGUGAAAGCCAAAUAUGACCCACAACGUGCUUUAUCAUUUGUGUGCGCUUCUCUUUUUGUGCCAUUUUGUUUUUUUCAAGAAAUCAGACAUUCAUUUGCUUCAUAUUGUUAGUUUAUUUUGGCAAAGCAGUGACUCUCCCGUUUAGUGUCAGUCACCAGAGGAGCCUGCACAGGCUGUGAAUGGAAACCAGCUGCAGAAAAGCAACACAUCACCAAGUGGAAAGCACGGCCCUGUAAAUGCACGAGUGUCGGUGGUGCGCGUGCCCUGCUGUCUUUGGACUACGGCCAGUAUGGACCCAAUGUGUAGCAUGCUUAACGUGACCUAAGCGUGCAGCUCAUCAAACAGGUCGAGUGGAUUACAUCGGCCGCUGUGCUGCCCCCUGUUUGUGUGCGUUUUUCCUAAUACUUCUGGCGGGGGAAAGAAAGGCUCAUAUUUUAGCAGAAGGGUCUACGGUUAGAUGAUCCACACACACGCACACUUGUAGCUAGGUGAAUUAUCUAUGAGGCUCCAGUAAUCUCCACCGCUGCCCUGCCGUCCUCUGACAUUCAGCUUUGAUCCGGCUGAAAUGUGGCGCUGUAAGAAAUGUCUGACUGCAAUUCAAAAGAUGAAACCACGAGAGAAAAAACAAAACCUAAAAUCCAGCAGUUAAACUGUGUAUAACCAAAAAGAUGCAGGCCUGAAAGGAAAAACAAAGCCCAUCCCGAGAACUUCUGUGUUGAGCUUCGAUCAGUCUUUCUUCAUCGCCCCUCGGCUGUCAUCGCUGUCAUACUCUAGUCCCUCAUUAGACUUAAACAAAAAAGAGCAUGUUGUAUUAUGCUUAAAACAAAAUGUCGUGGGCUCUCUGAUCCCAUCCAGAUUUCCUCCAGGUUCAAACUUAAAGGUGGAUUAUGGACUGCUUUCCUCUUCAAAGUUCAUCCCUGGACCACUGCUUGUCUCUGUCUGUUAAAGGCACAUAAAUCACCCCCAUCAAGGGCUUCAUUUUGGUGCUUCCGUCUUCCAACUUGUCAUACUGCUCCAGCAUCUGAUUCCCCCCCGCCGGGCCCACGGGUAGAAUCAGCCGCCCGCCGGGCUUCAGCUGGUCCAAAAGAGCUUGGGGGACCGUGGGUGCGGCGGCACCAACGUGAAUGGCGUCGUAGGGGGCCUCCUCUGGGUGGCCCAUUCGCCCGUCUCCCACCAUUAGCUUGACUCGGCCUGAAGUUAUCAAACUGGGGUCGUCUUUCUUCAAGUUGUUUAUAGAAUCAUCUACCAGCUCUUUGAUGUGAUCAAUUCCUAUAACUUUCCCUUUAGGGCCUACCAUUCGUGCGAAGCAGGCGGAGAGGAUCCCACUGCCCGAGCCAACGUCCAGAGCUUUGGCUCCCUCAUACAGCUGGUCGUGUAGGAGCUCCAGAGCAUAGGCAUGCAUAUGAGGAGCGCUGAUGGUUGCUUGAUAACCUUUGGGACUGCGGGGAGUCCAUGUAAGGGUUACACCUAGAGAAAUGUGCUCGGUCUGUGGCCAGCAUGACUUCAUACACCUUGUCGGAUUUAAUAAUGCCAUUUUCUCGGAGAUUGUUGACAAGCUCUGCAUGACUGGCUCCUCCAGAUUUCCAGGCCAUUAUUAAGCAGACUUUGCGGAGUAAGUAGACAGCAGCUGUCAGUGCCGCGCCUGCGCCAACUGUUUUACCCACGAAGCUGACAACCUCCAGAGCAGACGGCGGAGCCGCGGAUACGUCACCAGACAUCCCAAUAAUUUCACCGCAGUGCUUCAUGCACACGUUCUGAAAUAAAACAGCAUCAUUUUAUUCAAAUUUAAUUAAAUCAGUUACGAGUCGAGGCCAAUGUUCGCGGAAAUAGGAAAAAGCCACAUUCCUCUGUCAGUCAGUGCUUUAUCAGAUUUGCCGCAGUAGUUGUUUGCCGCUAGGUGGCGUGAGACACUUUUCAUUGGUUAUCGUGAGGAAACGCAGUUUAGCUUUUUGGUCUUACUGCCCCGCCGUAGUUACGUACGAAGAACAGGGCGCGUAUAAAUGCCUUGUGUAUGAAUGCUAAGCUAACGUUGACAAUAGUUUGUAUAUUUUGACUUGUAGAAGAAGUUUCCAUUUCCAUGGAGAGUAUAAAUGCUAAAUACGUGUCCCAAAAAGUUAGUAAAACGAGAUGGCGCCCAAUAUCGUAUUCGAGUUUACAACAACCAGAAGUCUUUGCCACUGGAUCGUGGGACAACGAGGACAACAAGAUUUCAUUCUGGUCUAUUGGGAGUAAUGGCAGCACUGGUAUGGAUGAUGGGUUUGAAGGAGAUCCACAGCUUCUCUGUGAGCACAAGCAUGAUGGAGAUGUCCUUGACCUUCAAUUCUUGGACCAAGACAAAAUUGUCACAGCAUCGUCAACAGGGGCGGUCACAAUCUUUCGGCACCACCAAAACAGUCAGACGAUCUCGGUUUCUCAGAACUGGGCACAAGCUCACAGUUACCCCAGUGACAACGCUCCCUGCACGGGAGUGGCGUGCAGCAGUCCUGAGAUCGUAACAGUCGGGGAGGAUGGCAGGAUCAUCAUCCUCAGAGCCGACCAAGAGGCAGUGAUUCGAACCAUAGAGAAUGCAGACAGCAGCACGAUUCAUGCUGUGACGUACCUGAGGACUACAGAGAUUCUGACGGUGAACUCUAUUGGUCAGCUGAAGCUGUGGGACUUAAGACAACAAAGCAGCUCACCGGCCCAGAUUCUAGCCCUGUCAGGAGAUCGGGUUCCUUUGCACUGCGUGGACAGACAUCCAAACCAGCAGCACAUCGUGGCGGCGGGAGGCCAGGACGGCAUGCUCUGUGUCUGGGACAUAAGACAGGGCACCCCUCCCUUGUCCCUGAUGGAGGCCCACUCAGCUGAAAUGUGGGAGGUCCACUUCCACCCAACCAACCCCGAUCAUCUGUUCACGUGCUCAGAGGAUGGCUCAUUGCUGCACUGGGAGACUGCUUCUCAUUUAGAAAUGCCCUCCUUCCUGCAAGGUGGUAAGAACAGCAGCUUGAUGUCUCGCAGUGCAAUGGCUCCUGCUGGAGGGAACCAUUCUCUCAUCAGCGCCUGGCUCAGUGGGGACUCCAGUAAAGGCCGUCUGGAGACGACGCACAUGCUGCCCAGCCAGACGUUGUCUGUUAACAGCUUGGACGUGCUUGGCCAGUGCUUAGUCUGUGGGACUGAUACAGAGGCUAUUUUUGUCAACAGACAGGUCCCAGUUUAAGAGCCAUUUGUGUGUGCACUACAAGAUGUGGAAAAAUAUGUUUUUACUGGUAAUUCAAUUAAUGACUGAAGAUCAUUUUUUGAUAAUCCAAAGUAUGGUGUGUGUAUGGUACAGUGUUUGCUUCUUUAUGUAUCCUUAUGAGUGGAGUUUUUUUUUUUUUAGGACAUUCCAAGCAGAAUUAUUCAAUUAAAUAAAAUAUUUUGUACAGA
Menidia menidia (Atlantic silverside) is the source of this 6102-nucleotide messenger RNA. NCBI's taxonomy places the organism in Eukaryota, Metazoa, Chordata, Actinopteri, Atheriniformes, Atherinopsidae. The record is from the annotation of a GenBank genome assembly.